Populus nigra (black poplar) is the source of this 607-nucleotide messenger RNA. Its product is annotated as large ribosomal subunit protein eL37z-like. Gene Ontology annotation, molecular function: RNA binding; structural constituent of ribosome. The record is from RefSeq and is a predicted model, not a curated record. The transcript is spliced from 4 exons. Gene Ontology annotation, biological process: translation. NCBI's taxonomy places the organism in Eukaryota, Viridiplantae, Streptophyta, Magnoliopsida, Malpighiales, Salicaceae. Gene Ontology annotation, cellular component: ribosome; cytosolic large ribosomal subunit. Bases 145 to 435 code for a protein of 96 amino acids.
GGAGGCCCAUACUACUUCAAAAUUGGCCCAGAAAAGUCUUCUUAAGAAAACCCUAAAUCUUCACUAUAUAAAUUCCUUCCUCUGCCGUCAGCCUAAACUUUCCUCCCCAGUGAUAGGGUUUUUGCAGCCGAAGAAGAAGAAGAAAUGGGGAAAGGAACAGGGAGUUUUGGUAAGAGAAGAAACAAGACUCACACCCUCUGUGUGCGAUGCGGCCGCCGCAGCUUUCAUCUCCAGAAAAGCCGUUGCAGUGCUUGUGCUUUUCCUGCGGCCCGUGUCAGAAAAUAUAACUGGAGUGAGAAGGCUAUUCGCAGAAAGACCACUGGAACUGGCCGAAUGAAGUACCUCCGUCACCUGCCACGCAGGUUCAAGACUAACUUUAGAGAAGGUACUCAAGCAGCUCCAAGGAACAAGGGAGCUGCUGCAGCUUCAUCGUAAGUGUUAGAAGGGCGAUGAAAGUGUGUUUUAUUUCAAUGUUUUUGAAUUUUCAAACAAGAAGUUUUGAAUUGUUGUUACUUGUUAGACACUGGGAAUUGUUUUCAACAAUGGAGAGUUACAAAUGUUUAUCCUUCUGUUAUGGUAAUGAAUGGUGAUCACCUUUUAUUGUGUG